Molecule: messenger RNA, 1125 nt
Organism: Peronospora belbahrii
Lineage: Eukaryota; Oomycota; Peronosporomycetes; Peronosporales; Peronosporaceae
Source: the annotation of a GenBank genome assembly
AUGCCAAUAGCAGAUUUACGCCUAGAUUUUCAGCAGCAACUAAGUGACGUUAAGCAGAUUGUGUACGGUGACAGUCUGCAGCCCAAGAUGCUGCAAGGCAAGCCUCUUAAUGGUAGCAUGUUUGCCGGCUUAUUACAGGCCUACGUAGCCGCAAUUAACAGUGGUGGCGUUCCAGUCAUCAUGUCUGCGUGGGAAGGUGUAACCGCGAGCGAGUCCCGCAAGGCAAUGACGACCGCUGCUGAAGCGUUUAGGAAGAGUCUCAGCGCUCUGGAGCUGCCUCUUGACGAUGAAGACCUCGUGGAAGCGAUUAAGGAUGCCGAAGAGCAAGCUGUGGCACAGUACCGUGCUGCUGCGCUUGGAGCUAGUGCGUCGAAGCUGGAGGUAGACCUGUGCAAGCGUAUGGAAGACGACAAGGCUGCUUGUACACGGAACAAUGCAGCCCAGAGCAAGGAGAUGUGCGAACGUUUGCUGCAAGUGCUUUACGCCGACCAGAUUCAGCCAAAGCUGACCUCUGCCAAUGACAACGACUCAGGCGGCUUUGCUGACAUGCAACAGUUCUCGCGCGAGUGGCUGGCAUUUCGUGACGCCUACUUGAAAAAGGCUCGUGGCGGAGCCAAACUUGAGUGUUUGUUAACUUUCUCAGAGGCCAAGUAUGCCGAGGCCAUGCGCAUUAUGUUGAGCCGACAGGAGGAAGGCUAUGAGAAGAAAAUAAGAACGCUGCAGGGAGAUGUAUCGAAAGUAAAGGAGGAACUGGGAAGCGUUGGUGGGCGCGAGCAAAUUUACAAGGAGCAGAUCGAGCAGAUGCAGCUGCAAUCGUCGCAGAUUAUGUCCGAGAAGGUGCGGUUCGAGGCGGAGUCUCAGGCUCAACGUGAACGCAUUGCCGACCUGGAGAGUUUGCUGCAAGAUGAAACAGCUACGAAGCAGCAUGUAAACACCGAGCGCAAAAAAUCCACGGGUUUAAAGCUCACAGGCGAGAUAGAGAUCAACAGUGAGCUGGCUCGCAUAAAAUCCGAGUACGAGCGUGUAGUUCAGGAGAAGGAGCGUCAAGAGAUGGAGCUUAAUCUGCUGAGCGAAGAGUGUCAACAGCUGCGCAAGGGUCACACUUGCGGCUGUACCAUUUCGUAA